AUGGGACGGAGCCGCAGCCGGAGUGGCUCGAAGCCGCGAGACGGGGCUGGAGGCAAACGUGAGAAGGGCACGAUCAACACUUGGAACAACGACCGCCAGUUCGGCUUCGUCUCUUGCGACUCUGGCCGCCAGGAUCUCUUCACUCAUGCGGAAUACAUCACGGAUACCAACGCACGAUACGAUGCGAAGACACGUGGCUUGCGCCGUGGGGAUAGGAUAUCCUUCGAGGUCGAAGAGCCACAGGGUAACAAGAAGAGUCAGCAGGCUGUGAAUGUCGAGAUACUAGAGCUCAUGAAGCGCUCUCGCUCCCCGAGCCGCCGACGCAGCCGCAGCCCUCGCCGGUCCAGGUCUGGAGGUGGUGGCCGUGGUGGCGGCGGUCGCGGUGGUGGCGGCGGUGGUAGGCCACCAAGUCGGCCCAUGCAGCGAGCCGGAGACCGGGACUUUGCACGGCGCGACGACUCUCGCAGACGCGACCGCCGCGACUCGCGCGCUCGCGACUCCCGUGCAAGGGGACCGAGGCAGAGAAGUGCUCGCAAGGGAUCGCGCAGCAGAAGCUUCCGCAAAGCAUCGCGCAGCAGCAGGCGCUGA
Molecule: messenger RNA, 588 nt
Organism: Symbiodinium sp. CCMP2456
Lineage: Eukaryota; Dinophyceae; Suessiales; Symbiodiniaceae
Source: the annotation of a GenBank genome assembly